AUGUUUAUUCUGUUCUAUUUACUUGUAAAUGGGAUGAUUCUUAUUUCGGCAAUUGAUAAGUGGCUCACAAUAAAUUGUCCAUCGGGAUUUUAUGGAGUUAUCUGUGAUAAAAACUGUCCGUAUCCAAAUUACGGUAAACGUUGUUCUCAGACAUGUGACUGUUCCGAACUAAAAUGCAACAACAUAUUCGGUUGUCUAACUCAGCUAGAAACCAAGACCCCAACCCACACGCCAUCAAACAGUAAACCCAUCACUCAAGAUGACAUCUUAGAAGCGUAUACAAUUUACACCCAAAGUUUGGCACCGAAAGACACCAAACUGACAGCUGAUACUGUAACUGUUACUGACGAAACUAUCGUCCCAACAGUCACAUAUCGAUGGAACCAGAGUGAUUGGGUGACAAGAAGCAUCUAUGGUACUGGCGUGCUGAUAAUUAUCCUGGUUUUGUUUCAUAUCAGCAUUUCCGCUUUGCGUUGUGUGAAAAUAAAAGGCACACUUGAAGACAUGCAGUCAUCUACAACGUAAUUGGAGAGAGGG
Magallana angulata is the source of this 537-nucleotide messenger RNA. RefSeq lists its product as uncharacterized. The transcript is spliced from 4 exons. The coding region runs from base 1 to 525 and encodes 174 amino acids. NCBI's taxonomy places the organism in Eukaryota, Metazoa, Mollusca, Bivalvia, Ostreida, Ostreidae. The record is from RefSeq and is a predicted model, not a curated record.